AAGAGGUUGAUGACCAGAACCAGAAGAGCUUUUGCAACUGCUUCUGGUUGUUCUUCUUGAGAUACUACACAGGAUCUGCUUCUCCUUUUCUUCUUCAGAAAAUGCGUAGCGCUGCUAAAUCCAGGAGCUCUCUUGUUUUUCUGUGGAACCAUUAUUAUCAGGUAAGGGUUUCAACCCAUGCUCAAAAUCACCAGUAUUGUAGUUUUAGUACUAGCUCUACCACUGGUUCUGGAGAGAAUGUAGAAAGCCCCACUGGGUUCUUAAACUCUGCGAGAGAUCAAUGCAGAUCUGGAAGCUUAAGGAAUCUUGAUGAUGCCUUAGGCUUCUUUGAUCGAAUGCUUCACAUGCACCCUUUGCCUUCCGUUGUGGAUUUCACCCAAUUGCUGAGCGCGAUUGCAAGAAUGAAGCAUUACUCGACCGUGAUUACUCUGAUUAAAGAAAUGGAACUGUUUGGAAUUCUUCCCGAUGAUUAUACUCUUGGCGUUUUGAUUAAUUGCUUCUGCCAUAUGAACCGGGUGGAUUUUGGGUUCUCUGUCUUUGCAAGAAUUUUGAAACUUGGUUAUCAACCCAACUGUACAAUUGUAAAUACUCUUGUCAAUGGGCUCUGUCUUCAGGGUAAAAUCAAUCAAGCUGUGAGUUUGGUUGAUGAAAUGAACAAGAAAGGGUAUAGAACUGAUAUGGUUACCCAUGGAACGAUAAUCAAUGGUUUUUUGAAAAUAGGUGAGACCAAUACGGCUAUUGAGUUGCUUAAGAAGAUGGAAGAAGAAAAUUUUAAACUUAAUGUCGUGCUGUAUAAGACAAUCAUUGACGGUUUAUUGAAGGACAAAUUAGUGGCUGAAGCUCUGAAACUCUUCUCUAAGAUGACAAGUAAAGGCAUUAAGCCAGAUAUUUUAACUUACAAUUCCUUAAUCCUGGGCCUAUGCAACCUCCACCGUUGGAAGGAGGUGACUACACUAUUGAAUGAGAUGGAGCAUAUGAAGAUAAUGCCAAAUGUGAAAACCUUCAACAUAUUGAUGGACGCAUUUUGCAAAGAGGGGAUGCUGACAGAAGCAACUGAAGUUUUUGAUGUGAUGAUGGUUGGGAAUGGUUGUUCACCUUCUGUUGUUAACUAUAACACAUUGAUCAAUGGAUAUUGUAAAAAUAGAAGAAUUGAUGAGGCAAUGAGUCUCUUUCAUGAAUUGUCUAACAAGGGAAUGAAUCCUGAUGUUGUCACUUACACCACUCUAAUGGGUGGGUUGUUUCGAGUUGGAAGACCUCAGGCUGCGCAAGAGCUACUGCUUAAAAUGCAAGCUUGUGGUGAACAUCCAGAUCUCCAAACUUAUAUUGUUCUAUUAAAUGGUCUGCUUAAGAACAAAAAAUUUUCUGAAGCAAUGGCAUUGUUUCAAGAGAUGGAAGACAAAAAUUUGCGCCUUAAUAUUGUGGUAUACACCAUCUUGAUCCAUGGUAUGUGUACUGCUGGGAAACUUAUGACUGCAAGAGAACUCUUUUAUAGUCUUCCUAACAAAGGUUUCCAACCUGAUGUUUGGACUUACAAUGCAAUGAUCAAAGGGCUUUGCAUAGAGGGGCUAAUAAAUGAAGCCAGUGAUCUGCUCAAGCAAAUGAUCGAGACAGGUUGCUCACCUAACAAUUUUACAUAUAACACAAUCAUCCAAGGGCUACUGCAACAUAAUGAGACGUCAAAGGCAAUGGAACUUCUUCAGAUAAUGGUUAAAAAUGGCUUCUCAGCAGAUGCGACCACCGCAGCCAUGUUAGUUAACCUUUCUUCUGCAAAUCCAACUGAUAAAACACUUCAAAGAGUUGCUUCAAAAGCUUCAGUGAAGGAUUUUUCGAAUUUUAACAUAAAGAACAUAUUUUAACCCUUCACUAGUUUUAACAUCAGGCGUAUGUAUACUUGCUGGAAAUCAUCAUUUUACUUUUACGAGGUGACAUUUUUUUCCAUAUCAUUGGACCCUUUUUUUGUUUGCUUCAAUUACAUUAUGUACUUUGUUUUCGUUUUCAUCUUUUUAUGACACUGUUUUGGAAACGUGACCAAU
Messenger RNA from Alnus glutinosa, 2033 nucleotides. RefSeq names its product putative pentatricopeptide repeat-containing protein At1g12700, mitochondrial. The record is from RefSeq and is a predicted model, not a curated record. The coding region runs from base 102 to 1856 and encodes 584 amino acids. The transcript has a single exon. Lineage: Eukaryota; Viridiplantae; Streptophyta; Magnoliopsida; Fagales; Betulaceae. Gene Ontology annotation, molecular function: protein binding.